Messenger RNA from Chroicocephalus ridibundus (black-headed gull), 3627 nucleotides. It is a transcript of the gene OGA, whose product is annotated as O-GlcNAcase. The transcript has 16 exons. NCBI's taxonomy places the organism in Eukaryota, Metazoa, Chordata, Aves, Charadriiformes, Laridae. The record is from RefSeq and is a predicted model, not a curated record. Gene Ontology annotation, molecular function: beta-N-acetylglucosaminidase activity. Bases 361 to 3096 code for a protein of 911 amino acids. Gene Ontology annotation, biological process: glycoprotein metabolic process.
CGCGCCCGUUCCCUGAGGUAACUCCCUCGUCUCAGUCCGUUGUUCCCGCUCGAGCGGCGCGGUCCCGGCAGCGCGGCGGCGGCGGGCCGUGAGGCCGCGGCGGCUCGCGUUCUUCCUUUCCGCGGCGAUAGAAGCUCCCCCGGGCGUGCCUCCGACCGGGGCGGCUUGCGGGCAGAGCGGUGCGGACCGGUUGGGGCCGGUUCCCCGCGCAGGCGCAGGGCCCCGUAAACAGGAAGCGGCGGCGGCGGCCCGGAGCGGCGGAGACAAAGGGGUUGUGGAGAGGAGGAAGGAGGGACUGGGGUUGGCUUGGCUCGGCUCGGCCCGGCCCAGCGAGCGGGGGUCCUGGCGGCGGGCGGCAGGAUGGUGCAGAAGGAGGGGCAGGCGGCGCUGGAGGAGCCCCAAGGCAGCCCCAACCCGGCUGGGGUGCCCGGCGCUCCCUUAGAGCCGCCGGGCGCCGCCGCGGGGCCCGUCCCGGGAGGCGAGGAAACGGACACCGAGACGGAGACCGCGCUGGGCUCCCGCCGUUUCCUCUGCGGCGUCGUGGAAGGAUUUUAUGGAAGACCUUGGGUUAUGGAGCAGAGGAAAGAACUUUUUAGAAGACUUCAGAAGUGGGGACUAAAUACAUACCUGUAUGCUCCAAAGGAUGACUACAAGCACAGGAUGUUCUGGCGAGAAAUGUACUCUGUGGAGGAAGCAGAGCAGCUAAUGACUCUAAUAGCAGCUGCACGAGAACAUGAAAUAGAGUUUAUCUAUGCAAUCUCACCUGGACUUGACAUCACUUUCUCCAAUCCUAAAGAGGUAUCCACGUUGAAGCGCAAGCUAGACCAGGUUUCCCAAUUUGGCUGCAGAUCUUUUGCACUGCUGUUUGAUGAUAUCGAUCACAACAUGUGUGCAGCAGACAAAGAAGUUUUCAGUUCCUUUGCUCAUGCUCAAGUCUCAAUAACAAAUGAAAUUUAUCAGUAUCUAGGAGAACCGGACACAUUCCUUUUCUGUCCUACAGAGUACUGUGGAACUUUCUGUUAUCCAAAUGUUGCACAGUCGCCAUAUUUACGGACUGUAGGAGAAAAGCUGCUCCCUGGCAUUGAGGUGUUAUGGACAGGUCCGAAAGUUGUAUCCAAAGACAUUCCAGUAGAGUCCAUUGAAGAAGUUUCUAAGAUCAUCAGGAGAGCACCAGUUAUCUGGGAUAACAUUCAUGCUAAUGAUUAUGAUCAAAAGAGGCUUUUUCUUGGGCCAUACAAAGGUCGGUCAACUGAGCUCAUCCCUCGACUAAAGGGAGUUCUGACCAAUCCAAACUGUGAAUUUGAAGCCAAUUAUGUUGCUAUUCACACACUUGCAACAUGGUACAAGUCUAACAUGAAUGGAGUGAGAAAAGAUGUGGUGAUGACUGAUACUGAAGACAGCACAGUUUCUAUCCAGAUUAAAUUGGAAAAUGAGGGGAGUGAUGAAGAUAUUGAAACAGAUGUUCUGUACAGCCCACAAAUGGCCCUGAAGCUGGCCUUAACAGAAUGGUUGCAGGAAUUUGGUGUACCUCAGCAAUACAGCAGUAGGCAAGUGGCCCACAGUGGUGCUAAAACUACUGUAGGGGAUGUAGGGCCUCUGGUGGCACCAUCCUCUUUAAAUGCAGCAACUGUGGUUACCACGGUUUAUCAAGAACCCAUCAUGAGUCAGGGGGCAGCACUGAGCAGCGAGUCACCAGCCUUGGUAAAGGAGGAAGAGAAGAAGCAAUCUGAUGAGGAACCAAUGGACAUGGUAGUGGAAAAACAAGAAGACUCAGACAAGAAUGCUAAUCAGAUACUGACAGAUAUUGCUGAAGCCAAGAUGGCAGAGGAGUUGAAGCCAAUGGAUACUGAUAAGGAGAGCAUAGCUGAAUCAAAGUCCCCGGAGAUGUCUAUGCAGGAAGACUCUGGUAGCGACAUUGCCCCUAUGCAGACUGAUGAGCAAGUUAACAAAGAACAGUUUGUGCCCGGGCCAAAUGAAAAGCCUCUCUACACAGUAGAACCAGUGACUUUAGAGGACUUGCAGCUUCUUGCUGACUUGUUUUAUCUUCCUUAUGAACAUGGGCCCAAAGGUGCACAGAUGCUGAGAGAAUUCCAGUGGCUCAGAGCAAAUAGCAGUGUUGUCAGUGUUAAUUGCAAAGGAAAGGAUGCUGAAAAAAUAGAAGAGUGGCGUAACCGAGCAGCCAAGUUUGAAGAGAUGUGCAGCUUGGUGAUGGGGAUGUUCACUCGCCUCUCCAAUUGUGCCAACAGGACAAUCCUUUAUGACAUGUACUCCUACGUCUGGGAUAUCAAGAGUAUUAUGUCAAUGGUGAAAUCUUUUGUGCAGUGGUUAGGGUGUCGUAGUCAAUCUUCAGCACAGUUCUUAAGUGGAGACCAAGAACCCUGGGCCUUUAGAGGUGGUCUAGCAGGAGAGUUCCAGCGUUUGCUGCCUAUUGAUGGGGCAAAUGACCUCUUUUUUCAACCACCUCCAUUAACGCCCACUUCCAAAGUGUACACCAUACGACCCUACUUUCCUAAAGAUGAGGCAUCUGUAUAUAAGAUCUGCCGAGAAAUGUAUGCCGAUGGAGCUGAUCAACCCUUCCAUAGUUUACCAGAUUUAAUUGGAGACAAGUUAGUAGGAGGUCUACUCACCCUCAGCCUGGAUUACUGCUUCGUCUUAGAAGAUGAGGAUGGCAUAUGUGGCUAUGCUUUGGGAACAGUUGAUGUGACUCCUUUCAUUAAAAAAUGCAAAAUGUCUUGGAUCCCUUUCAUGCAAGAAAAAUAUACUAAACCAAAUAGUGACAAGGAGCUGUCUGAGGCGGAGAAAAUAAUGCUAAGCUUCCAUGAAGAGCAGGAAGUAUUGCCAGAAUCAUUUCUUGCCAACUUCCCAUCAUUGAUAAAGAUUGAUAUCCACAAAAAAGUGACAGAUCCAAGCGUGGCCAAAAGUAUGAUGGCCUGUCUGCUCUCUUCUCUGAAGGCUAAUGGCUCCCGUGGGGCUUUUUGUGAAGUGAGACCAGAUGAUAAAAGAAUCCUGGAAUUUUACAGCAAGCUGGGUUGUUUUGAAAUUGCUAAAAUGGAAGGAUUUCCAAAGGAUGUUGUUAUCCUUGGAAGAAGCCUGUGAAGUGCUUGACAGCAAACUGUUCCAGUACUGUAGUCCCUUAACAGCUGGGCAGGUAGUGGUGGGGAUCUUCAUAUGGUCUAGCUGUACAAAGCCAGCAAUAAGCCAGCUUGGUAGAAGGGUCUAUGCGAAAAUCACCCAUCACACGUUCAGACUGUAAUUUGUUGGAAGAGGAUAAUGCUGCUGAAAAUACUGUUUUAACAAAGAGAAACCUUGUCCUCUCCUGGUCCUGUGUGAAGUGCCAAGGAAUCUUGCAUGGGCUAUAGCUUCUCAGAGGAAUCCCUCUCAAUCGGCACUGUGGUUGACGACAGUUCUCUGCGUUCACGUGUCAACAGAAAAGUGGUCUCUGCCAGAAGUAUCUAUAAAGAUGCAGGGUUCUCUCUGUCAUAGAGCAGGAUCUGCAACUGGAAGUUGCAGAAAUGGGAGGGAUUGCUUGUGUCAAUCAGCAAAUUUAAAGAUAAGUAGCUACAGUUCUAUUUUUUACUAUCUUUAUGCUUGUUGAUAAAGCGAUGACCCGUUGUCACUUCUAAUGAC